Molecule: messenger RNA, 1146 nt
Organism: Xenopus laevis (African clawed frog)
Lineage: Eukaryota; Metazoa; Chordata; Amphibia; Anura; Pipidae
Exons: 9
Coding region: 1-822 (273 amino acids)
Source: RefSeq, a predicted model, not a curated record
AUGUUGCCAUGGAUUACUCUGAAGAAACCAGUUAAUAAAGCAGAGAGCCUACCAGCAGCAGCAGCUGAAAGCCCUGAUAGGGGAAAGCUUACUGAAAUUACAGAAAACAGUGAAGCGCCUAUAGACAUAAGCCUUCCAGAACCUGGAAGUGACACAUUCGAUGUGUUCAGCUAUAUGGAGUCUAUAUUGACAUCACAUAAAACGCCUAAGAAUCAGAAACGUAAAAAGGUACAACGUUAUGCAAUGUUUGAAGAGAUUAUGAAUGAUGAUGAUGAUGAUGCAGAAGGAUUGACACAACAGUUGUUGGCGCUUCAAACAAAUUACCAACACUCAAAGUGUAAUUUGGUGCGGUAUGAACCGAUAGAAGAUAGUGAGGAGAAAGAUGCUACAUCAAUGCAGUCUGAGAUGGAAACUUCUACUAUCCAACUGCAGACUUCAGAACCCAGGGAACCAGAGAGUUUGGUGCGGUAUGAACCGAUAGAAGGUAGUAAGGAGGAAGAUGUGACAUCACUGCAGUCUGAGAUGGAAACGUCUACUAUCCAACUGCAGACUUCAGAACCCAGGGAACCAGAGAGUGAUGUACAAAUUGUACGGAUUGAACCACCUAAUGAGGAUGGUGAACUCACUUUGCAAAUAGUGAAGGAAAGCAUUCCCGUCCCACAACAGCCUUCAGAACCUGAGACUGAAGAUGUUGUCAAGAAAAGUGAAUCUGCAUUGAAAGAGGACCUAUUUUUCUAUUUCUUAUUGUCGUAUGCUAAUAUGCUACAGAAAUAUUCCUCAGCACUAGCAGCAUAUGUUAAGCAACCUUCAAAACCUGAAUGAGAAGAGUAACCUGUGAAUACUGAACCAACCGAAGACACUUGCUUGAUGACAGGGGUGCUUCGCCAAUGAGGCGAGUUGAGGCUGUCGCUUAAGGUGGCAGCGCUCCACUAGGUACCGGGGGGCAGCAAAAAUGCUGCUCCUGGUACUUUAGGAGCAAAUUUCUGGGGGAGGGGGGGCAGCAGCAACUGCUGCUGCCUCAGGCGGUGGAGGGGCCAGGAUCGCCCCUGCUUGAUGAGCAUGGAGAAUGAUGAGCAUGGAGUAGAACAGAGAAAACCUCAGUGAACUGAACUGAGAUGAAUAAAUAACUUUAUUUUUUAAAAUAAA